Endocarpon pusillum Z07020 is the source of this 1197-nucleotide messenger RNA. Its product is annotated as ATP-dependent RNA helicase eIF4A. The record is from RefSeq and is a predicted model, not a curated record. Bases 1 to 1197 code for a protein of 398 amino acids. Gene Ontology annotation, molecular function: ATP binding; RNA binding; RNA helicase activity. Lineage: Eukaryota; Fungi; Ascomycota; Eurotiomycetes; Verrucariales; Verrucariaceae. The transcript has 6 exons.
AUGGCUUCCGGCGACAAAGGUCUUGAGGAUCUUCAAGACAGCCAGAUCGAAUCUAACUAUGAUGAGAUCACUGAUUCCUUCGAUUCUAUGAACCUCAAGAGCGAGCUGUUGCGCGGUGUUUACGCCUAUGGUUUCGAGCGCCCAUCUGCUAUUCAGCAGCGUGCUAUCAUGCCUGUGAUCAAAGGAUCCGAUGUGAUCGCACAGGCACAGUCCGGAACUGGAAAGACGGCCACAUUCUCAAUCUCGGUCCUCCAGAAGAUUGAUCCUCAGCUCAAGGCCUGUCAGGCUCUGAUUCUUGCGCCAACUCGAGAAUUAGCUCAGCAAAUCCAAAAAGUCGUUGUUGCGAUCGGAGAUUUCAUGAGCAUCGAAUGCCAUCCGUGCAUUGGUGGCACGAAUGUGCGCGAAGACAUGAAGGCUCUUCAGGAUGGUCCACAGGUCGUUGUUGGAACACCUGGGCGUGUUCAAGACAUGAUUCAGCGCCGAGUGCUCAAAACGGACAACAUGAAGAUGUUUGUGCUUGACGAGGCUGACGAAAUGCUUUCGCGUGGUUUCACCGAGCAAAUCUACGACAUCUUCCAGCUCCUCCCUCAAUCUACCCAAGUCGUCCUCCUGUCAGCAACGAUGCCGCAGGACGUUCUCGAAGUCACUACCAAAUUCAUGCGCGACCCAGUCCGUAUCCUGGUCAAGAAGGCCGAACUCACCCUUGAGGGUAUCAAGCAAUUCUAUAUUGCUGUCGAGAAGGAAGACUGGAAACUGGACACCCUCUCAGAUCUCUAUGAAACCGUCACCAUCACCCAAGCCGUUAUUUUCUGCAACACGCGUAGAAAGGUGGACUGGCUUACGGACAAGUUGCAGUCUCGUGACUUUACCGUGUCCGCCAUGCAUGGAGAUAUGGACCAAGCUCAACGCGAUGUCAUCAUGAAAGAAUUUCGUUCGGGUUCAUCCCGUGUGCUCAUCGCCACUGACCUUCUGGCCCGCGGUAUCGAUGUUCAACAGGUGUCUCUUGUCAUCAACUACGACCUUCCUGCCAACCGCGAAAACUACAUCCAUCGUAUUGGUCGUGGCGGUCGAUUCGGACGAAAAGGCGUUGCCAUCAACUUCGUCACCCAGGACGAUGUUCGCAUGAUGCGUGAGAUUGAGCAGUUCUACAGCACUCAAAUCGAAGAGAUGCCGAUGAACGUUGCUGAUCUCAUCUAG